Messenger RNA from Blepharisma stoltei, 1137 nucleotides. Lineage: Eukaryota; Ciliophora; Heterotrichea; Heterotrichida; Blepharismidae. The record is from the annotation of a GenBank genome assembly.
AUGGAACCAGACGAAAGGCUAUCACGUGCUCUCUGCAUAAUCAGCAAAACUUUCAAAACUUUCGAUGACCUCGAAGAGCUUGACGACAUCUUUUCUGACUUGCGCUCAUUACAAAUAGCGAUGCAUUCCCUCAACCAAACAAAUAGAAUGACCUUAUUGCGCAACUUUUCAGUCAAAAAGCUAGAUGCUGGAAAACGUCUUUUCAAAAAAGGAGACCCAAGUGCCUGCAUUUACGUAAUCCUCAAAGGUGCCCUUCAAAUGUAUAAUCAUGAGUCUCCUGAUUGUUCUGAUAUGACACUUGUAAAUUUUCAAACAAAAGGAGCUUUAAUAGGUGAACGUGGAAUUUUAAAAAAUUUCCCCAGAAGCCUUACAGCAAUAGCCGCUGAGGAAACCUAUGUGCUAGUGCUAGAGGCUAAAUUAUUUAAACUGUUUUUAGGAAAAGAAGUUCAUGCAGAAAUAGAAACUAAAAAGAAAAUAAUUGACCAGUUUAUUAUUGGGAUUUCACAAUACCCUCCUUCUCAAAAAGAAAGGCUGGCUUAUUUGAUUGACUUUGACAUGCAUAGGAGAGGAGAUAUUAUGAUAAAGCAAGGAUCAGUUACAGACUGUAUGAUGAUAAUAACUGAAGGGUCCUGCAAAUUAUUUCAGCAGCUAGGCCCUUAUAAGAAAACUGUUUCACAGCUAGAAAAAGGGUCAAUUAUAGGUGAUGAAACAGCCUUGUUUAAUAGACCCUCAUCUUUUGCAGCGGUUGCUAUGAGCGAUGUAGUAAAAGUAGCGAAAAUCCGUAACGACGAUAUCAAAAGCCUUUAUCCUCCCAGCGUAGUCCAGUCUCUAAGGGACUCAUAUAACAUACGAAACACAGCUAGACACAAAAUCACUGAUUUUUCUCACCCAUGCUUAAAACUCAAGCUAGACGUCCAAAACCCUGAAGAAGAUUUUCCAUUAGCUAGCUUAACGGCCAGAGAAAAAAUCAACCGAAUUAAGCUCCGAACUCCUAGUCUUAAAAGCCCAACUUUUUCCAAUGAAAGCGCCAGGAGUGUCUUCAAGUACAAACUGCAAGAAUUACGAGAAAUUCCUACUCUAAAACUAAGCAGACUUAUAGUAAGAGACAAACCGAGAUCUAACACGAGUCGAUUCUAA